CGCCUGAUCUCUCAAAGGAAAUACCUACUCAUUUUUCAGUGGCGGAUAAAAUAUUUUUAUAUUUUCAUUAUUUAUUGCUGAUGUAACAUAACAAUUGCUAGCUAUUUUGAAGUAUUGAUAACCUUUGCAGUAUGUGUAUAAAUAUUUCUUGGGGGAAUAAAAAUGAUAAUAUCUAUUUGAAAUGCGCCUUAUUCUGAUGGCAUACUUCUUUGCUAUGUUCAAGUACGGUGUAUUCAAAAAAAUAUUAGUCUCCCCAAAUGACGAGUUAGCAUACGUAGAUAAUCCCGUGGAGUCCGGUUUAUCCGGCCAUUGGCUGCCACUCAGCAUAUUAAAGAGGAUUAUGGAGAUGCGAGUGGAAUCUCGGCCAGAAUAUGCUCCCAAAAAACUUCAUUUCAUUAUAACUGAAAAGUAUAUAAAGCCGAGCGCAUAUACUACGGACAGAAACAAAUUGGCGACUUAUAAAGUCAUAUCAAGCAGCAAAACGGCAGCAAUAACAACAAAUAAUAAUGAGGUAGCAACAACAUCUGAGUCAAACAAGAAAUUGUCAGGCGAAGAAUUACAGGACACAAGUGAAACGAAAAUCAAUACAACAACAACAGAAACAAUUACAAAUGCCAAAUUAACUUCUUCAGUGAUUGUUGAAACUACACCAUCUAUGCAAGAAGAAGUAGAAGAUUCUACAAUAACGAAAACAACACAAAAGUUGUCAUCGGAACUCACAGAAGUAGCGACUACGGAAAUAAGUACCACAUUAGAUAAAACAGUGCCAGAAACAACAGUCGGUUUAACAAAAGAAACAACAGAAGGAGUUACUAAUGAAUCGACGACUGAAGUCAGUAAAGAACCUACAACAGAAUCCACCACUUUAUUGACAACUCCCAAAAUGACAUCUCAUCCAGGUACAACUGUUGAUGAAACCGGAAAUCCUUUUUACUGAAACUUAUUAUUUAUUAACAAUUAAGGCAAAAAUGAUACGUUUACAGAAUUACAAAAAUAAAGAUGUGUUUUUCGGAUUGGAAA
This is a messenger RNA of Danaus plexippus (monarch butterfly), 1020 nucleotides long. RefSeq lists its product as uncharacterized. The record is from RefSeq and is a predicted model, not a curated record. Bases 182 to 937 code for a protein of 251 amino acids. NCBI's taxonomy places the organism in Eukaryota, Metazoa, Arthropoda, Insecta, Lepidoptera, Nymphalidae. The transcript has 2 exons.